AUGAAGAAGUUUGCUCGCAGAGAUUUCAGAGGAGAAAGCGUGCCGUUGAAGGUUUGUGUUUUUGGUUUUGAUAAAGUCAGGUGGCGUGUAAGGUAUAUUUAUAGGUAG
Arabidopsis thaliana (thale cress) is the source of this 108-nucleotide messenger RNA. RefSeq lists its product as uncharacterized. Lineage: Eukaryota; Viridiplantae; Streptophyta; Magnoliopsida; Brassicales; Brassicaceae. Bases 1 to 108 code for a protein of 35 amino acids. The transcript has a single exon. The record is from RefSeq and is marked reviewed.